Messenger RNA from [Candida] anglica, 900 nucleotides. Lineage: Eukaryota; Fungi; Ascomycota; Pichiomycetes; Serinales; Debaryomycetaceae. The record is from the annotation of a GenBank genome assembly.
AAAAUUCAGUAAUUGUAAAAAUUAUUUAAAGGGGUAGAUCUCUAGCUGAGGGUAGAUCUCUAGCUGGGGCUAGGCGAGUAUUGUCAACAUGCAUUCCCCGUCGUCCAUGUGGAUCUAUGCACCGUGCGGCCGUGACCGGUGGCGGGUUCACCGUUGCAAGACCACGUCGGUCUGGAAAAGCUGCCGCGUUAAGCUACCGUGCAAAUUCAACAGGGGGCCCCUCCCCGUUUCAAGUAAUUUACUGAUAGCGUUUAAAAAAUUGUGAGGGAACGCCGUACGAAGUCAAUUGUUCGCGCUAUCUAGCGAGCCGAAAAAAGAAAUAAAAAAAAAGAAAUUAGUGGCGAAAUUGAGAACCGGGGCCGCCAAUUACAAUUAGCGAAUCGAUAACAAGGUCGCUAAUUGAGUCCACUAUGAAUUCCACAACUCACAAGUCCACAACUAAUUUUUUGUUCCACUCAAUAGACUUUGUAGAAAAUAGUCCUAGAACGGUAUUUUCCAGGUGAUUAUGAGCCGAUUGUACGAACCGUGGGAAAUGUAGUGCCCCAUUGAAGUCUAUUGUGUCAGGACUUGCAUUUUGUGUAGAAGUUUAAUUUGAAAAUUUAUUUUCUCACUAAUUUGGUGAGAAAUAAGGGGUUGGGCGGAAGUCCAUGAAGAAUGACCAUCCUUCUAAGUCAAGGGAUACUAGCCCUGCCACUUGUAUUGAACAAGAAUUUCUCUACAUUCAAAGAUACAUAGGUUCAGUGUUUUUAAGUUUUGAUUAAAGGGGGGGGUGCUCUAGUUUAAAACUCGAGGCUUUGAAAGUUUAAUUCAUUCACAGCCGUGCAUUGGAUCUGAAUGUAUGAAUCUCGUAUCCAUAUGAUUUCUCCUAUAGGCUAUCAUUGUAUAAUUUCAAACAAGACA